AUGGAGAUGGAGGGGAGGGGCCUGUCUGAUUUGUUCAGGAACACCAGCGAGGAGAUCUUCCUCAAGGCAGUGAUGGAGAACUCAAUGGGAGUGGCAGCAGCGCCAAGCAUGGAGAUGCUGGGGUUCAAGAACAUGUCGCAAGGAUUUGGUUCAGUGAACAAUCGCCCUCGACAGCCAUCUAGGUUGUCAUCAGAAGCUGCAGCAGGCCUUCCGAAUCAACAGCAUGACAUUGCUCAACAAAAUUUUCUCACUGACAACUUGGUUCCACAGAACUUAGCAAUUCCUUCAGUCGAAUAUCCAAAUAACCACAACCAGCAAUCACUCAAAAAUGCAGCAGAGAAGGGAAUGCAAGCCAGUGACCUGCUUCUAGCAAAAGAGGAGUUCAUCAACAUCCCUCUGGAUAAUCCACAUAUGGCAGCACAAGAUACUGUUACCUCAGUGGUGAGCAUGCUCAAGGACACGCUUGAGCGCAAGAAGCUUGGUAGCCAUGCUAACAAAGACACCUCAGUAGGCAAUUCUUUUGGAUUCUAUGACACUCAGCAGUUUCAACAGAACAUUAUUGGAGGAACAGAUUUCUUUCCCAUAGUGACAACUGCCCAAGUUCAGGAUUCCCUGAUGCUUCCCAAGGUUGAGAGGCCCAUGGAACCAAACAAUGCUGGAUUUGAAAUGUGUGAUGAGCUACCUCCCACAGGGCAAGCGAUGUCUGUUUGUGAGAGCACUAGAAAAAAUGCUGCAAAUGGAACAACCGACUGCAAAUCAAAAGGCAAAGAAUACAGAGAGAAGGUACAAAAGGAUACUUUGAAAGAUGAGAGAAAGAAAGCAGCCCUAACUCGAAUGGGAUCCAUUUCAUCGGAACAAGCAGCUGAUAAUGGAGAUCCUACAAAGAAGCGCAGGGUUGAGCGCUCACGCAAAAUGGCAGAAGUUAAAGGAAAGAAGUUCCACACCAGUAAUACCAUCUGA
This is a messenger RNA of Miscanthus lutarioriparius, 960 nucleotides long. Lineage: Eukaryota; Viridiplantae; Streptophyta; Magnoliopsida; Poales; Poaceae. The record is from the annotation of a GenBank genome assembly.